AAUGUCAUUUUCGCUCAUACAAAAGUGGGUGUUCGGCUUAGCAAUAUUACAAAUAAAUAAUUUUAUAAAAUUUUAAAGCCAUGAGCUUAUGAAGCUUUACAAUGGAGGGGCUGCCUUCUGGUGACAUUCAGGCGAAGUACCAAAAAUUGGCGGCUGAGUAUUCAAAAUUGAGGGUUCACGUGAAAGUAUUGAAAAAAGGCGUACUAGAUGAACAAGCUAAGUCGAAUGAAUUACGGGAAUCUUUAAAGGAGAAAGAGAAAACGUUACGGAAGGGUGAACUUGAAAUUGAUUCGUUAACGUUUAGAAACCAGCAACUGACGCGCCGCGUCUCCGUCCUUCAAGAUGAACUUGAUAAUCUGCAGAAUAAGUUGACCAAAAAGUCAAAAAGUAAAGGUGAGGACAAGGUAGCAACAACAAGUACUCCACAAGCUUUAGAUGCAGGACUUCUUCAAGAAGAGUUGCAAAAGAAAAUUAUUGAAAAUGCUCAGUAUGCGUCUCAGCUUUCAGAUAAAACUUUUGAAGUGUCACAACUACAAGCAACAAUAGAUGAUUACCAAAGGCAUAUCAAUGAAAGUGACAGCAAAUACAAAUGUGAUAUUGCAAAGUUAAAGAAUAAGAACCAGGAACUUCAGUUUGCAUUAGAGGAGGCGCAAAAAGAGAGACUGGGAACAACGCCAAAGGCCCAAACAAGUAGUCAAGCUGCCAGUUGUAAUGGUGAUUUUCUGUCAGAAGCUGGGAGCCUGGUUGGAAGUGAGGAUGCUCUUAGUUCUGUGGAUGAUUUAAAUGUCAACGAACAGCUUAGUGCAAAAACACACAACUUAGAACAGGAAAACCAAAAGUUAAGGAUGGAAUACGAGUUGUUACAAAUGGAGAAUGAAAGUCUAAAAUUAGAAAUAGGUAAAUAUGUGUCCGCGGCGCAGAAGAGGAGAGGGGAGACGCACGACUCUGGAGAUUUCAACUGCUUCAGUGAAACUUCAGUAGACGCUGAGGGCAGAGUGACGGGCCUGCUGGGCAGCCUGGAGGCGCCGUUCCUCAUCAGUCACGAGCUGCUGCAGCGCGAGGAGCGUGUGCAGGCCUACUACCGUGCCAAGCUGGAAGACCUGAGCGCUCAGCUGCACACGAGAGAGAGCAAGACUGAGCAUUACGUUAAAGAGUGUGAGAUGCUGCGGCAACGAUUCGAAGUGAUGGAAAUGGAGAAGGAGGCUGACGCACAGGCGAUACAGGACAAACACAACACUAUCAGCAGAUUGGAGGAGGAGCUUCAGUCGACGUCGCGCAACUACGAGCAGCAGCUGGGCGUGCUGACGGAGCACGUGGCGGCGCUCAACGAGCACAUCGCGCGCCAGCACGACCAGCUCGCGCUGCUCAAGCACCAGCGCGACACGCGGCGGAAGUAGCGCCCUCUGCUGCAGGCUCGACAACUAGCCUGGCACAUCACUGGAGCAUCACUUCAAGGUUCACAUCACAUGACCAUCAUGUUAUGAAACUUAUACUGUUUAAGCUAACGAUUUCAUAUUCGUGCUAGAGUACACUGGUGCCGUGUUUGUGAAUUUGACGACAAUUCUGCAAUAUUUAACAAAACUACGUAUAUGUGCUCAUUUGGAUUCGAUUCGCAGUUUGGGUCAAUUUAGGAAUAUAUAUACGCACAAUUAUCAGCCCACUUUAAUAUACUCGCAUCAUUUUAAAGAGGGCGGAUAAUUGUGCCUCUGAGUAUAUAUUUCUUUUAUAAAUUGCCUUUGGUCUGGUAGGUUACCUCACUGAUGCAGUCUAUCAUUAAAGUAUAACGGAAUACAUAACCUGUUAUUUAUUAGCCUAAAAACCAAAAUCUCAUUAAAAACUAUUUACUCUAGGUGAUUGUAUAGAAGCAAUGAAUUAUUCUAAAUUGUUUAGUCACAAGAAAUGACACUAAGAAUGGUACAAUAACUAAUUUUAGUCAACUUUUUUUAAAUUUGUUAAAAUUAAAAUUUCAUUUUAAAUUAAUUUAACUUAACAAAUUUAACAAAAUGGGAACAUGGGAAAAUGUUCCCAUUUAGUUGGAAGUCCGGUCAGAAUAUUUUCUGUGAAACUUGUGAAAUCAUUUACACAUAUAGGACAAUCUUAUAUUGUAUUUUUAUAGAGUGGAUAUGCCUCUGCCUUCGAUUUGGGCGUAGGUUCGAUUCUCCGUUCUGAAGCAUGCACCUCGCAACUUUUCAGUUAUGUGCAUUCUAAGAAAUUACCUAACACGAAUCUCAAACGAUGAAGGAAAAUAAUCGUGAGGAAAUCUGCACACCUGAGAAUUUUCUUAAUUUUCUGUGUGUGAGGUCUGCAAAAUCUGCAUUGGACCAAUGUGGACUAUUAGCUUAACCUCUCUUAUUCUGAGAGGAGACUCGUGCUCAACAGCGAGCCGAAAAUAGGCUGUUAUUGAUGAUGAUGUAACUCUGUUUACUAGGACUUGUGAAUAUAAUGAUGUUAUUUUAUUUGCCAAAAAAGAUCGGCUUGGAGUUUUAUAAAUUGUAAUUUAUUUCCAACUGUUUUGAAGGUAAAUAAAAUGUCCAGUAGAUUCAUAAGAAUUGUAAAAUAUAACAUUCUCUGUAUACAAUGUUGUUCAUAAUUAGUUAUUACAUAAUUUAUUAUAAAAAAAAUUAUAGGCAAUAACAUGUUUUAUACCUAAAACAAAAAUUAUAUUUACAGUUAUAAUGGAUCUCUGUAAUGAUGAAAAAAAAUCAUGUAAUAUAAAAUAAAUUAUUUAUUUUUACUUAUCUCUAAAAAUAAAUAAUUUAUUACAUUUAUGUAUUGUAAGAUACAUAAUCAUACAUCAUCCUGUAGUAAAUGAAAAAAUAUUAUACAGCUACUUUUACUUACAUAUUUAUACCAAGAGGGCGUGGAUAAUUUCGAAGGGGUGUUUAUUAAAAAAAAAUGUUGCAAUUCAAGCUGUAACUAUUUAGGUUAUUCUCAGAAGAACUUUGUUAUUCACUAGAAUCUAAAAACAAAUUAUCAAUUCGCACCCUUCAAUUUUAUUCAGAUGUCUCUUUAAAUUACUCAGAUUACUUAAUAGAAUCUUUCUCAGCAUUCCUAUUAGAACGUGCAAGGCCUAAUGGUAUGUAGUCAUUAUUUUUAUCAAUCGGCUAGUGAUUUGUUUCUUGUAGAGUAUAAGGAAUUGAAUAUAUAAUGUGACAAACUCACUGACAUACUGAUGUUCCAGGUUUACCCGGUACCCAUUUGGACCCGAACUUCAUGUAGGUCUUAGAUAGGAGUAUGAUUAAUAAAAUCAUAAUUAUGAAGACGCUGUAUUGUAUAACAAACACAAGAAUUGGUCAGUUUUCAAAACUAUUCCGUAUCUUGUUUAAUAAUGUUAUGGUGCAAAUGUGCUGUUCAGAUUAGAUUAUAUAAAUAAAUGACUGGCAAUAAUAGCAGGCCCACAGCAAUACAAUGUAGAUAUACAGUUAACAAUUAAGUCAUAAAAGCUAGUUAUAUAAAUAUAGGUAUUCUACGAAGAGGCAGUUUUAUAUGUGCACUUAAAUUUAAAUUACGCUGCAUAAGAAAAUUUUUAUUAUAAUAAUUAUUAUUAUUCAAAUCUUGUAAUUAUAUGUAUAAAAUCGAUUUGGUAUACAAUUGUGUAUUUAUAAAAAAAAUAAUAAAUAGUUUUAAAUAUU
Messenger RNA from Bicyclus anynana (squinting bush brown), 3632 nucleotides. Its product is annotated as protein phosphatase 1 regulatory subunit 21. The record is from RefSeq and is a predicted model, not a curated record. The coding region runs from base 102 to 1397 and encodes 431 amino acids. Lineage: Eukaryota; Metazoa; Arthropoda; Insecta; Lepidoptera; Nymphalidae. Gene Ontology annotation, cellular component: membrane; early endosome. The transcript is spliced from 10 exons.